AUGGUUCAAAGCAUCGAAAGUAGGGUUUCCUCCCGCGUCCUUCCCGCUGGUGAACAGCGCGCGCCCUCUUGUGUGCAGCAGGUGGCGCUGGUUGCGCUGUUGGCCGCCGUGUGGCAGCACGCGUCCGCCGCCGAACGCGCCUUCUCGUACUCGCGGCAGUCGGUGAGCGGGCCGCCGGUGGUGGGCCCGGCGCAGAAGAUCGCCGUGCGCGACCCGCACGGCCAAGGCCAAGACAGCUACGAUUACGUGGCGCACCCUCAGUACCGCAACGCGUACGAAGUGGCCGACCCGCACUCUGGCGACUUCCACAUGCACGAGGAGCAGCGGGAGGGCGACGCCGUCAAGGGCAGCUACCGCCUCCACGACGCCGACGGCCGCAUCCGCACCGUGCACUACACGGCCGACGCCGGCGGCUACCGCGCCCAGGUCAGCUACUCCUCGCCAGGCAGCGUGGGCGUCGGCGGCGGCAGCCAGCACGCCCGCGCGCCCGCCCCGGCGCCCGCCGCACACGAGGGGCGCCACGAGCAGGGCGUGCUCGUCCCGCCCCCGGUGCCCGCGCACGCGCAGGUGCACCAGCCGGCGCGGCCGGCGCCCGUGCACGAGCAGCAGCCCCUGGGGCCGAGCGCCGCGCACGCCGACCACCUGCGCCAGCACCGCGCGCACCUCGCCAAGCACCAGCAGCGCGUGCGCCACCACGCGCAGCACCACGCGCACCUCGCGGAGGCGCAGGGGCUGGCACAUCUGCAGCAGUGA
Molecule: messenger RNA, 753 nt
Organism: Gryllus bimaculatus (two-spotted cricket)
Lineage: Eukaryota; Metazoa; Arthropoda; Insecta; Orthoptera; Gryllidae
Source: the annotation of a GenBank genome assembly